CCCCUGAGCACGGACCGCGGGGAGGAGGGAGCCAGGAUCCCCCCUUCCUCCGCCUCCUCCUCCUCCUCCUUCUCCUCACGGCUUUGCCUCAGCCAUUGCCCCUCUAUUCAGCCCCCCCCUGCGCCUCCCGCCGCCGCUGCCACCGCCACCCCCGGCUUUAUGUUACACAGAGGUCCCCCUCUCCGCCGGUCCAGCGGGAGGAGCCGCGUCUUCAGCGCCGCCGCUGCCGAGAGGUGAUUCAUGGCAGGGGACGUGGAAGGGUUUAGCUCCUCCAUCCAUGACACCAGUGUCUCUGCUGGAUUCAGAGCACUGUAUGAGGAGGGAUUGCUUCUUGAUGUCACACUUGUCAUUGAAGAUCACCAAUUUCAGGCCCAUAAAGCACUGCUUGCCACCCAGAGUGAUUACUUCAGGAUUAUGUUCACAGCUGAUAUGCGAGAACGAGAUCAGGACAAAAUCCAUUUGAAAGGCCUGACAGCUACAGGCUUCAGUCAUGUCCUUCAAUUCAUGUACUAUGGAACUAUUGAACUGAGUAUGAACACUGUUCAUGAAAUCCUUCAGGCUGCCAUGUAUGUCCAGCUCAUAGAGGUGGUAAAAUUUUGCUGCUCUUUUCUCUUAGCUAAAAUCUGCUUAGAAAACUGUGCAGAAAUUAUGAGACUUCUGGAUGAUUUUGGUGUAAACAUUGAAGGAGUCAGGGAAAAAUUGGACUCCUUUCUGCUAGAGAAUUUUGUGCCGCUCAUGUCCAGACCUGACUUCCUUUCCUAUCUGAGCUUUGAGAAGCUCAUGUCUUACUUGGAUAAUGAUCAUCUGAGCAGGUUUCCAGAGAUAGAGCUGUAUGAAGCUGUUCAGGCCUGGCUGCGCCAUGAUAGAAGACGCUGGAGGCAUACGGACACCAUCAUUCAGAACAUCAGGUUUUGUUUGAUGACACCAUCCAGUGUUUUUGAGAAGGUAAAAACAUCAGAGUUUUAUCGCUACUCCCGGCAGCUGCGACAUGAGGUUGACCAAGCCAUGAAUUACUUUCAUAGCGUUCACCAGCAGCCUUUGAUGGAAAUGAAAUCCAACAAAAUUCGUUCUGCCAAACCCCAGACUGCAGUAUUUAGAGGAAUGAUAGGACACAGUAUGGUAAACAGUAAAAUUCUUCUCUUGCACAAACCAAGGGUCUGGUGGGAACUAGAGGGUCCUCAAGUACCUUUACGACCAGACUGCCUUGCCAUUGUGAACAACUUUGUGUUCCUAUUAGGCGGGGAAGAACUGGGGCCAGAUGGUGAGUUUCAUGCUUCAUCCAAAGUGUUUAGAUAUGACCCAAGACAGAACACUUGGUUACGAAUGGCAGACAUGUCUGUUCCACGUUCUGAGUUUGCUGUUGGAGUUAUUGGGAGGUAUGUUUAUGCAGUGGCUGGGAGAACCAGGGAUGAAACGUUUUACUCAACUGAACGGUAUGAUAUUACUGAAGAUAAAUGGGAAUUUGUGGAUCCCUAUCCAGUCAAUAAAUACGGACACGAAGGGACGGUGCUUGGUAACAAGUUGUAUAUCACUGGUGGAAUUACUUCAUCUUCAACUUCUAAGCAAGUGUGUGUGUUUGAUCCCAGUAAAGAAGGGACAGUAGAGCAGCGAACAAGGAGAACUCAAGUGGUUACUAACUGCUGGGAGAACAAAUGCAAAAUGAAUUAUGCGAGAUGCUUUCACAAGAUGAUUUCUUACAAUGGUAAGCUUUAUGUCUUUGGUGGUGUCUGUGUGAUCCUAAGGGCUUCCUUUGAAUCUCAAGGAUGUCCUUCUACAGAGGUUUACGACCCAGAUACUGAUCAAUGGACUAUAUUGGCUUCUAUGCCAAUUGGUAGGAGUGGUCAUGGUGUAGCUGUUCUGGACAAGCAGAUAAUGGUUCUUGGAGGCCUUUGUUACAAUGGUCAUUACAGUGAUUCCAUUCUCACCUUUGAUCCAGAGGAAAACAAAUGGAAAGAAGAUGAAUAUCCAAGGAUGCCGUGCAAGCUGGAUGGCUUACAAGUCUGCAGCUUACACUUUCCUGAAUAUGUUUUGGAGCAUGUUAGACGUUGCAGCUGAAGCAGAAUGGACAACUCAAUGGAAUACAAAAAGCUAUACCUAAUUAAUCAAAAAAACCCCAAACCAGUUGAAUUCCUUCAGAGAUGUUACCUUGUGUAUAAGAACAACUACUAAAUGUUUAAGAGAAACAGGAUGUACAGGGAGAGUACUUACCAAGUUUAUUAGAAAAGCCAAUAGCGGUUUGGAUAUUGUAAAAGCUUUGGUUUUGGUUUUUUUUUUAAACAUAAUUGUAAAGUAGGGGAAAGAAAAAUAUAUUUUUGAGUGUGGUUAUUUUUUGGUAACAUUUUAUGUCCAUAAUCCUUCCUUAUCUCUCUCUCUCUCUUCUCUCUUUUUUUUUUUUUUUUUUUUCCAUGUCCACGAUAACACUAUGCUUCUGAAAUAAGUUGAGUUUAACAAACAAAAUAUAUGUGGAAGAAAGAAAGACAUUACUUUCACUUUCUAUUGCACAUCAAAAUAAAGUUCAUCAUCUGUACUGGGGUACAACCAGGUUUGCAAGAACAAAACUAAAUAAUUUCUGUAUUUACAUUGUCUUUUGGGUGCUUUUCCCAUUAAAUGCAAAGUAUUCUCAAUUCUAGGUGUUUUUGUUUCCCUUUAUAUAUGUUGAAGAAUAAUCUCAACCCCUUUGCAUGAACUUUUCCUGGUUUUGUAUAGUACUACCAGUAAGUCUACCAAAAUGCAAAUUACACAUUUUCUACUAAGUUGAAAAUGGACCAUUUUUAUAUUCAAAAUAUUAUUUCUAUGCUGCCUUCUGCACUGCCAUCUGCAUUGUGUUUGUUGGUGAGCAAAAACAAUAUACACACAUAAGCGUACACUGUAAAAAAUAUAUAUACAUCUCUUUAUGUGCAGUUACAAUACUAUAUUUUAAUUAGUGCACAGAUUCAGCCAUAGCUGCUGAAUUUAAGGUACAGCACUAUCCUUUAAUCAGCUAAGCAAUUUGAAGAUCUUAAGUAACUGGAGGCCUCAUUUGAUAUCAAAGUAUCUUACCUUUAUUAUACACUGAUUGAUUCAGUAACUUUAAACUCUUUCUAUUGAUGCUACAUAAUGAACUGAUUAUAAAUUAUUUUUUAAAAAGUAAACACAUCUUGCCAGAGUUUCUUUUACGUUUGAAUGUGAUGCCCAGUUUUCUUUUUUUUAUGAAAAUGUCAAUAAGCUCUGCUUUGACCCACAGUUAUUUUCAGAACUGGAUAAACCACUGUUUAUUCUCAGUAUUUUGCUUUUACUUGUACUUCAAUGCAAGUAUUUUCUUUGUACUCAUUGAAAUGGUAUAAUCUUUUCUAUUAUUAUUUUUAUUAUUGAGUGCUAUGAACUACUGUGUUUUGAAUAUGUGGAGUUAGGUGGUUGGAUGGUUAGUACCAUUUAUGUUUCUUUUACAAAAAAAAACUACACAACUAUAGCUACUGACCUCAGAGUGCCUGUACUGACGUGUGUGGUCCAAGAGGGCUUUGAAUAACUCCGUUGUGUUAACUUGCAGAUACUGUUACUGAUGGUAUAUUGGUAAGAAUCAUCUGCUAAAACAAAUAUUUAACAGUAAUUACAUUCUGAUUAUAUCUAAUGAUGUGAAAUCAGCCACUUCUAGAGUUUAAAGGGGAGAUGUGGAAGGUUCACACUUUGUUCCAGAUGUUUAGGGGCAAAAUGCUGAAAUGUGCACCUGCAUAUUCUGUAAAAUCUUACGUGGCUGUGUUCCACCUAAAGCAACGGACUUUACUUGAUAUGCAGCAAUGCAAAACCACUUCAUUCAGCAUCUUCCAGUCAGAAGUCACUGUAGAAAAGGAAUGUACAGUACUCAGGGAGCUUAAAAGAAUGCACUUAAAAAGGGACCAAAAUCCCCCUAGAUUUCCUAUGUUAAAAAUAACACCUACUUGUGUGAACCAAUUUUGAUAUCAUUGAUACAAGGAAUUUUACAUGUUUAAACUUCUACUUGUAUUUUAGUGCUUAUGUUCUGCAUUGAGAUAGGAUUUGGAGCUAAAUGGCAAGUUGGCAGACUUUUUAAAAAAUUAUUAUUAGAAAUUAUUUAUUGGUAGAGUAUUUUAUUUCCCUGUGUUUUAACAGAAAGAGAAAAUGUAUGGCUUCAUACACCACAGUGGUAAAUUACUUACACUGGUAGUGACUGGGCUAAAUAUUGAUUCAGCCUUCUGGUACAGGCUAAUUUGCAGUUAAAUUUAGGUCUUUUAAAAUUAAAAUUCAGUUUACUGAAUUAGAAAUAGAAUUUCCUCUCUUAAGAACUUAAAGCUAAUGUGGCUUAAACUAAAACCUCAGUUUCACUGUGAGACUUGUGUGUACCUUACCCUGCAGGGGUGCAAAGAUCAACUGAGUCCAGUGGGUGCUAGCUGUGUGCAAGGAAAAAGGUUCUGCUGUACAUAGUUCGUGGAAUAUUUGGGCACAAGGAAAACCCAGAAUCUUUUAUUUUACUCUUUUUUGUCACCAGUCUAUUUCUCAGUAAUUUUAUGGGGUAGCAAAAAACUAAUCCUGCUUGAGCAGACUUUCAUGGGCUUGUUACGUGUAGUAUGGAAUACUUCACUUUUAUCUAGGGUCAGUCUGGGGAAUGGACGUGAUUCUGGAUAUCUGGUCUUCCAUGAUUCAGGUGUAGUGAAGAGACAUGGCCAAGGCUUUAUUAAAAAUAAUGGUAAGGAGGAGGAUGUCUGCAGUUAUAUUUUUGAAUCUGCAUUUAAGCACUUUCUGAAGUUCUUUGCGCUAAGCAGCUGACACUGAGGUCAUAGGUGAGUAUUGACACUUGAAACAUGAAAACCCGGAUAAUUUUCAGGUGCUCUGCUUUUAAGAUCUUACUUAUUUUCAGACACCCCGUGCUGAAAGACCUUGUUCAGGUUUGUAAUAGUAAUUAUUAUCAAAACUUAGCUUGAACUGUUGGUUACUGCUUCCCUGAAGUUGUGUCUCCAUAGAGAAGCUGGCUGUAACCUUUCCAGCAUUAGGCAUGAUUGGAAUUUGCUUGGGUUCACAACAUGUGGGGCUGUGUGAGAAUGUUUUGUUAAUUUACAUUUCUACCUUGCUGUAAUUGUUUCAAACAUGAAAUAGGAAGUUACAUCAUCUUUUCCAUUGCAGUGGAACUUUUGAGGCGAUUCAUAUAUCAGAGGGAUUUUUUUAAAAUUAUUUUAUUGAAACUUUGUUAGUGUUUGCUUUUUAGUAUCUAGCUCCAGAUAAUUAUAAAGAAAAAACUAAACUGGCUAAUAAGAACUGCCUGUUACUAUCAACUUUUGAACAUUGCAAUCAGAUUAAUAAAAGAUUAGUUUUAAAAACAUCUAAAUGAUUUGUAAGUCUGGGGAGGUUUCUUCUUCUCACCCCAACGAUAAUAGAAUGCCAGCAAAUCUGAUCACACCCACCUAUUUAAAACUUAAUGCAUAUCCUGCUUUUAAACAGCAAGUGUACUUGCCUUUUCUUCAACAAGGUGGACACAGUGAGGGCUUUUUUUCUGCAUUUGUAGCAAAAAUGUAUCGGCUUCAUGUCUUAAUUUGGAAACUAACUCCAGGAGGAAAUUUUGUUUUCAGAUGAGCCAGAAUAGGCAAAAAGAAUAUUGCUCCUGUAAAGGAGUUGGACACUGCCAGUCCCCAUUCCAUAGGCUGCAGUAUCUGUCUUUUGGGGACAGAUAAUUUUCUUUCAAUGUACUGCAUAAGGAAAAAAUAGCCCCUUGUUUCCCCACAAAGUGAUGGUAAUAGUUUUGUAGUGAGAGCUAUUAGGUGGCAAGGACCUCUUUGAAGUUUUCUUCCCCCCGUUGAUGCAGGUGGAGGAAGGCAGUACUUGAUUCUACAAAGGCUCUGCUGCUUCAGAAAGCGCUGCUAGCAAGGGGGAACUAGCAGUGGCAGCAUGUGAGCUACCUGCAGCCUGCUUUUAUAUAUAAAAGUUUCUUUUGAAAAGUGGGGAUGCCCUACUUUCUGCAGUAUGAUAGCAACCCGGUUACAGCAAGCUCUGCAGGUCUGUGACUUCAAUAUUUAUUUCUCUGGUGUCUGAGAUUUGCAUCCUUUUAUUUUUUUCUUGAGGACCUCCUGCCUUACAAACCCAAGUGCUGCGUUUUUUUACGCUGAUAAUAUGGUAACUACUUGCAUCAGGGACAGAGCUUCACUUGACACUCAGGAAGCAAAGCAUAAAAUUCAGCAGGUACAAAUUGCAAUUGGUUUACAAAGAAAAAUAUUGCUUAACUCACUAUGUCCAUUCUUUUGGAAAAAGAGGGGUAAGCAUUAUGGGGAAAUGCUAGUGGUCCUUUAAAUAUAAAUUUCAGGCAUGUGUCAGCAUUUAUGUGUUACUCUGUUUAGAAAUAGCUCCAUUUGUAGAGGUAUUUUGCCUUUUUAAUUCAUUUUCCCACAUUAAAAAAAAAAAACAAACUAGUGAUUUGGGCCCUUGGUUCUGUUAACAUUUUAAAUGUGUACUUCACAUAUGUGAACAGUCUAGUAUAAAGAAAACACAAAACUGUAAGGUACUUACAUUUGCACUUUUAUGUUUUCUUUUAUUAAACUUGUGCUUAGGUGUUUAUAGGGUUGGGACAUCAAAGAAAAUAUUCAUCCUGCUCUCAUUCUCUUAAUAAAAAUUCACCUGCUGAAGUUACUUGAGUAAGGAAGGUCCACUGCGUGUGGCAGGGCUCACUGAAGGAGACUGGGAGAAAAAACCUAACUGGAAAGCACGUGUAAUCUAUUUAAAACAAAGCUUGCUGGUGUCCUGUAGUUAACAUUUUGAAAUUUUAAUGUUUGUAAAACAAUCUGAAGCUGCUUUAAAUAAAUACUUAUGACAACUUCCGCAUCUGUAUUCUAUUUUUGAAAGUUGAUGAGUAACUUUAAAGUUUCCAUAAAGUUUAUGGAGUUCAUAGGUGAACUCCAUAAAACAGAGUUGUAUGUGGCAGGUGGGAGAAAAACUGUUUUGAGCACAGUUUUCGUGGAUUUUUUUUUCACUUCCCAGAUUUCAAUUAAUAUUUAUAUAGUAUUUAAUAAAUAGCUUUCAAAAAUCAAUUUCAAAUAUAUUUGGAUUAACAUGUUGGUAGCUAGGGGAAAACCAUUUCUAUUUGCAGAGGGUAGCUUUUAUUUAUGGCUCUGGUAGAAAACCAUACUGUAAGUCUAGAAAAUACAGUGCUAUGUGGGACUGUAAAAUUAGCUAUGCUUGGGGGGCUUUUAUUACCUCAGUGGGACCCACCUAACUUUUAUGUCAGUUCUGGGAGCAGGUGAAGAGUGAGCAAUGUUUUUGUUUUCAACAUUUUCUCCUAUAUGUUGUUAUUUUUGUAGCUCUUUUAAAAAUAAAUUAUUGUAUGUUGGAGAUUGCAGUUCCUCUAUAGUGUAUCCCACUUGGUUCCAGUAUAUGAUAUCAGAUUGUAUUCAAAAUUAUGUAUUUGAUAAGUAUACAAUAAGCUAACAGAAGUUAUUUUCAAACUGUGCCAUGUUUGUGUCUAGCAAUUGGAAAUACUUUUCCUAUAGAAUAUUAAAAUUACAUAUAUAUGACCUCAUAUGUACAUUUGGAUUAACUGUCUAAUGAUUACCCCCGAGCUGCUAUAAACUCUGAAUAAUUUAAGAAUUGCCUGUUUUAACUGUUUUAAAGUCUUCUUUCUUUUUUUUUUUUUUUUUCUCUUUUGGCAGAAGUAACUUUCCCUAGCUGUGGAUACAAUAUGCUCAGACUUGCAUAUGCGCUGUUUGGUUUUUAAACUGAAAAAAAAUGUAUUAAAUGUGUAUAGAGAAAAGUGUAAAUAAAAUAUUUUUAAUCUUUAAA
Molecule: messenger RNA, 7752 nt
Organism: Calypte anna (Anna's hummingbird)
Lineage: Eukaryota; Metazoa; Chordata; Aves; Apodiformes; Trochilidae
Gene: KLHL15
Product: kelch like family member 15
Exons: 3
Coding region: 241-2055 (604 amino acids)
Biological process (GO): protein ubiquitination; nuclear protein quality control by the ubiquitin-proteasome system
Cellular component (GO): Cul3-RING ubiquitin ligase complex; nucleus
Molecular function (GO): protein binding
Source: RefSeq, a predicted model, not a curated record